This is a messenger RNA of Cucurbitaria berberidis CBS 394.84, 1488 nucleotides long. RefSeq lists its product as uncharacterized. NCBI's taxonomy places the organism in Eukaryota, Fungi, Ascomycota, Dothideomycetes, Pleosporales, Cucurbitariaceae. The coding region runs from base 1 to 1488 and encodes 495 amino acids. The record is from RefSeq and is a predicted model, not a curated record. The transcript is spliced from 2 exons.
AUGAGGAGGAAAGCGAGGGCCCUCAAUCCGCCGUUACAGCAGGCCGAGUUCGACGCGCUGCCGUAUUCAGUCCAGAGAAAGUACUUUUCAUCCCUGGAGCGCCUGCAGAUCCAGCAGCAGGCCGUCGAGGAGCCUACUUCUGGCCGCUCCUCUCGGGCCAGCUCGUCAACCCCAUUCCGCCCCUCGUUGACUUUGCCAUCCAGGCGUCGACUACGCAAGCCGGGGAAUGCCGUCCAGGACGACGACGACGACGACGACAACAACGACAACGACAACGACAUCUCGCAAGCCCAAGCUGAUUUCUUUCGCUCUUUGCCGGAAAAGCUGCGCAGACAGCACUUCUCGCCCGAGGAGCAGCUGCUUCUUCUGGGAAAGCACCACCACCACCACCACACAGGCCGGCCUGACGACGACCAAGCCUCCGAGCGCGCACAACAGCGCUUCGACGAUUUUAAAUUCGGCUUCUCCAACCCCGCCGACGACACGUCUGGUCGAGGACGCCAGCGAAGAAGAGUGUCCUCGGCAUCAUCGUCGGCCAGCCCUAGUCAAGCUUCCUCGUGCUUGCCCAUCACAAAAGAGAAGGACAGCAACAGGCUGCGCAGUCUGCUCCACCUCGAAACUAUGAACUCAUCGGUUUCCACAGCAAAUCCGUACAUGUACAAUCUCAGGCGGACCAUGUCUCUCACUAGUCCGCCUAUUCGUCGUCCGUGCUCGAAUGCCGUGCUCAUGGUAGACCCUCCUCUCUUCACCGUCGCAUCAAGCCCACGACAUGAGCGUGCACAUUCCGCGUCACUAUCAGGACGAAGAUCCUCGCACACGCCUACCGUGCCUGCAUUCGACCCCGAGGCCACGCACUACCAGGAUCCCGCGGCGAGGAAGAAGCUCCGCAUGUACCUGGCCUCCCCGCAGAAGUUCGACGAAGCCAUCGAGUUUGGCUUUCCCUCGACGGCUGGGAAUGACACAGUCACACCACAUUACCAACUCCCGCCCAUCGCUAGCCACGCUCGCAAGUUCAGUCGCGACAUGCACACCUUCCUAAAAGAUGGAAAGCUGUCAUUUCUCGAGGACACUGCCACCGAGAACCAAGGUCUUGACUCCGACGGGGAUUCCGUCGCUGAUUUGGAAUCGCCAACGACACCUUCAAGCACCGGUCUGUCCUUCCGCUUGCACUCCCGUCAUGUCUCACAGCCGAAUUCCUCUCUGGACUCUUCACACCUAUCAUCUAUGCAGCCAAUUGCCGGUCACUUGAAUCGAGAUAUGACGCUACGGAUGACGCUAACUCGCCCCGACCUGCGAGCAGACGACGAUCAACUGUACGGCUGGCAUUCUUCUGGCCCCAAGGCCGCCAAGGACGACCCGUUAGCGCUUGAAGAUCUACUCCUGACAGACGACAUGACCGGCACCAAGGGCGCCUUUUACAUCAAGCCCAAAGCGCGCGGAAACCUAGUUACGCGCCUUUUAAAGCGUGCCAGCUUGAAGAGCCGAUGA